AGUUGUUGUCACACACACAAACACACACACACACACACACACACACACCGACUUGUCGUCACUUUUGGAUUUCUGUGUAACUUUAAGCAGUUAGUCCUGUGGAUGCAGGAUAGUCCAGGUGGUGCAGGUAUGGAGGAGCGGGUCCAGCACCACUAACAGGUAAACAGGGAGUCGACCAUAGACUCUAUAUAAAUAAAUCAAGAAGGAGUCGACAGGUGAAGAAAGAAAACGGGACUCCACCUUGAUUUCCCCUCCGGGUGAACCGCUCCGUCCAGCGGUGUGUCCUCUCGGCUCUAGCCGCCUCUCCUGCCCCUCUCCCCGGACUCUCCUCGGGCUUCUCCUCGGGCUCCUCCUCGGCACCAGACAUGGAGGAAAAAGCGGAUUUUCCCAACGAACUGUUCGAGAGUGUUCGGGAGGCGGUGGGCCGGAGGGUGAAGCUGACCCUGAGGCGCAAAGUCCAGCUGGAGGUCAAAGGUGACAAGGUGGAGAACAGAGUGCUGGCGCUGGCAUCACAUCGAGCCUAUCUGCUGACAGCACGGGUCCCUUCUAAGGUGGAACACUCCUUCAGUUACCUGGAUAUCCAGGGGAUCAGCAGCAACAAGCCCACUCAGCUGGUGCUGGAGUGUGAUCGAGGCCCCUGGAACCUGCGUCUGAGCUCUGUGGACGAGGUUGACGAGGUGAUCGCUCACAUCGGCAGCUGUCUGCAGAGGAUCUGCCCCGCAGGAUCACCUGUGAAGGUGAUGAAGAAGUUGAGUCUGAAGCCAGCAGAGAGGUCUUUGGCCCUCCAGGCGGUCUGGGACGAUCAGGGCUCAGCUGAUCUGGGACCCUGCGGCGGGUUUUCUCACCAGUACUGGUGUGUGUGUGAUCACAUGGGUGUGCCGUACAGAGAGGAAGUCCAGUGGGAUGUGGACACCAUCUACCUGACUCAGGACACCAGAGAGCUCAACCUGCAGGACUUUGUUCACCUGGAGAACAGAGAUUUGGUGGCGAUCAUCGCAGCUCUGGAGUACAACCAGUGGUUCACUAAAAUCUCCACCAAAGACUACAAACUGUCCACAGAUGUGUGUGAGCAGAUCUUCAGGGUGGUGUCUCGCUCCAGCCGGCUGGAGGAGCUGGUGCUGGACAACGCUGGACUCAAAAGUGAUUUUGCUCAGAAACUGGCCAGCGCUCUGUCUCAUAACCCCGCCUCCACGCUGCACACACUCACGCUGAGCAACAACUCACUGGAGGACAAAGGAGUUUCUGCUCUCAGUGCUCAGCUUGCCAAGCUGCCGAUGGGCCUGAAACACCUGAACCUGUCCAGGACCUCCAUGUCUCCUAAAGGUGUGAACAGCCUCUGUCAGGCUCUGUGUGCCAACCCCACCAUCUCCUCCACCCUCACACACCUCGACCUGUCGGGGAACUCUCUGAGAGGAGACGACCUGCCGAACCUGCACAGCUUCCUGAGUCACCCGAACUGCCUGGAGACUCUGGAUCUGUCCAACAGUGACUGCUCUCUGGAGCAGGUGUGCACGUCUCUGCUCAGAGGGAGUCUGAAGCAUCUUUCUGUCCUCAACAUGUCAAAGUCGGUCUUCUCUCACAGGAAGUGUAAAGAAAUCCCUCCGUCCUUUAAGCAGUUCUUCAGCAGCGCUCACGCUCUGAGCUCAGUCAGUCUGUCAGGAACCAAACUGCCUCUGGAGGCUCUGAAAGCGCUGCUGCUGGGCCUCGGCUGCAACCCAAACCUGAGCGACGUGUCUCUGGACCUCAGCUGCUGUGAGCUGCGUUCAGGCGGCUCCCAGAUCCUGGAGGGUUGUGUGGCGGAGAUCCCCAACAUCUCCAGUCUGGACAUCUCCGACAACGGUCUGGACAUGGAUCUGACCACGCUGCUGGUCUGGCUGGCUAAGAACCGCUCCAUCAGACACCUCUCACUGGGCAAGAACUUCAACAACAUCAAGUCCAAAAAUGUGUCUCAGGUCCUGGACAACCUGGUUCACAUGAUCCAAGAGGAGGAAUCACCGCUGACCUCGCUGUCUCUGGCUGACUCCAAGCUGAAGGCCGACCUCUCCAUCGUCCUCAACGCUCUGGGCAGCAACGCCUCUCUGACCAAGCUGGACAUCAGCGGCAACUCCAUGGGGGACAUGGGGGCCAAGAUGCUGGCCAAGGCCCUGCAGAUCAACACCAAACUCAGGACGGUGGUGUGGGACAGAAACAACAUCAGUCCUCAGGGUCUGCAGGACGUCGCUGCUGCUCUGGAGAAGAACUACACCAUCCGCUUCAUGCCUGUCCCCAUCAUGGACGCUGCUCAGGCCCUGAGGGCCAGUCCCGACAAGACCGAGGACGCCUUGCUCAAGAUGGAGCAGUACCUGCUGAGGAACCAUGAGACCCGUAAAUACCUGCAGGAGCAGGCCUACAGGCUGCAGCAGGGCAUCGUCACCACCACCACACAGCAGAUGAUGGACAUGAUGUGUGUGAAGGUUCAGGACCAUCUGAACUCUCUGAAGUUCACCGAGACCAACUCGGUGCAGGAGGACAUGAAGGUGGCAGAGAACUUCAUGAAAGACGCCAGAAACUCCAAAACGCUGCUGCCCAACCUGUACCACCUGAAGAGUGGGGGGUCCAGUGGAGUUUGUGUUGGAGCCAUUCAGGACAAACUGGAGUCGAUGGCUGGAGAGGUGUCCCGCGUCAUGGACCAGCAGCUGCAGACGAUGCUGGAGUCCAUGGUGGACGCUGCUGAGAGUCUGUGUCCUCAUGUGAUGAAGAGGAGCAGCCUUCGUCAGGAGCUGCUGAAGGCGGGAGCCGGCAGGAUGACGGUUCCUCGCAGCUUCAUCAGCGCCACGCUGCUGGAGCAGUCCGGGGUCGACAUCAUCAACAAGAUCAGUGAGGUGAAGCUGAGCAUGGCCUCGUUUCUGUCUGAUCGCAUCGUGGAUGAGAUCCUGGAGUCUCUGUCCCGCUCACAGCACACUCUGGGAGACCACCUGGUGAGGAAGAGUCAGCCUCUGGUGCAUCAUGAGCCCCAGCUGGAGGCCGAGGUCCUGGAUGAGGUCGUUCUGCAGCCGGAGAACCCGGAGAAGGAACAAAGACGGGACCAGGACCAGAAACACGGGCUGCGGGACCUGGACGCCUGCAUCAUGACGCCUAAAUCCAAGAGGAAGAGUAUUCUGGUCCGGAUGCUGCGUCCCGUCUCUGUGGCGUUUGAGAUGGAGUUUGACCUGGACAAAGCUCUGGAGGAGGUUCCCAUCCAUGUGGAGGACCCUCCUCUUCCUCCUCCUCCUCCUCCUGCUGCGUCCCAACCGUUGGACAGAAUGUCAGCGUACUACAGAGACCUCCCCCCUCCUCCGACUCCUCUGGAGUCAAAGCCUGUGGUUCUGAGUGAGCUGCCUCCAGUGGAGCACAAGUUCCUGGAGCAUCACACCAAACAACGCCCCAAACCCAAGAAGAGGACCAGACCGAGCCGGCCAGCUCGGAAAGCCACCGGCAGCUCAGCGCCACAGGAGGGAGAACAGAACAGCACCAUGGGAAAGCUGGACGAGGGCCUGGACGACUUCUUCUACAAGAAAGUCAUUCGACUCAGCUUCAAACUUCCCUUAGUGAAAGGUCCGUCCUCCAGCCCGCAGGAACCAACAGAUAAGAAACGUGAAUCCAGGAAGAGCGGGUUCUUUAACCUGAUCAAGUCCCGGACGUCCCGAUCGGAGAAGAGCCACGGAGCUGCCGGCAUCACUCCGCCCUCCCCCGCCUCCUCCAUCGCUGCUUCACCCUCUCCCUCCAUCACUCCAGUGACUGAGGAAACACCAACGCCAACACCCCCCACGCCGCCCCCCAAAAACCCCCUCCCCGUGGUGGAGCCCCACCCGGAGCUCCACAGGGCUCCGUCCUCGGACAACACUGAUUCUGAGAUGGAAGUGUCCCCGACGGCCGCCGAACCUGCCGAGGAGGAGAGUAAGGAGGAGGAGAAUAACGUGGAGAAGGAGGAUGGGGAGAAUAAGGAGAACCUGGAGAAGAAGGAGAACCCCCACAUCCCCCGACAUAUCGGGGUCCCCAUAAUGGGCAUGGACCUGCUGGCGGAGAUGAAGGCCAGACAGGAGAGAAUGGCUGUAAAGAAGUCUGAGUCGUCAUCCUUGCAGGACAAGGUGGACGAAGACAAAGCCCAGUCAGACGUCCAUCCUGUUGUCCCAGCAGACUCUGAAGAGUCCAAACCAGAACCCGUCCCCAGGUCCAAACCACCCAGCGUCACGCCAAAACCACCCCCACCCCAGGCCACCAAACCCCCUCUGGGGCCCCGAACGUCUGGGCCCCUCAGCCCAACCAGUCCAACCAGUCCAACCAGUCCAACCAGUCCCAGGCCCAACAGCUCCUACAGCUUCGAUGAAUCUGCUGAAUCUCCAUCCAGAGCUCCACUUCCUGCUCCUCGCCUGAAGAGGGCGCCGUCAGAGCAGGAGAGAGAGAGCAGCAGUAAACCUGCAGAGACGCCUCCUCCUCUGGACGUGGAGCUUCCAGCUGACGGUGAUGCGUUCGAGGCCCCCGGUCCGGUGGGAGAGCCCGGCGUCGGGGGAAGACAGUGGUCGUCUCUGAAGAGUUCAAGUCCUCCUGCUGCUGCUGAGGACAACCGGGAGAGAACCAAGUCACUCCCCGCAGACGUGAGGCCUCCUUCUGUAGCCGACUCUGAUCUCAGUCCAGCGGAGGAGGAGGAGCCUCCUUCUCCGUUCGCUGACCUCAAAUCUGACAACCAAUCAGAGGAGGAGUUGGACGACGCCCCUCCGGUCUGA
Centropristis striata (black sea bass) is the source of this 4742-nucleotide messenger RNA. It is a transcript of the gene carmil1, whose product is annotated as F-actin-uncapping protein LRRC16A. Gene Ontology annotation, cellular component: lamellipodium; plasma membrane. Gene Ontology annotation, molecular function: protein binding. The transcript has 38 exons. Gene Ontology annotation, biological process: cell migration; regulation of Arp2/3 complex-mediated actin nucleation. Bases 366 to 4742 code for a protein of 1458 amino acids. The record is from RefSeq and is a predicted model, not a curated record. Lineage: Eukaryota; Metazoa; Chordata; Actinopteri; Perciformes; Serranidae.